Caenorhabditis bovis is the source of this 849-nucleotide messenger RNA. NCBI's taxonomy places the organism in Eukaryota, Metazoa, Nematoda, Chromadorea, Rhabditida, Rhabditidae. The record is from the annotation of a GenBank genome assembly.
AUGUCCGAAGGUCUUGUGCAAAGACGCAGAAAAGUCGAUGAGACGCCCGCUGAAAAGAAUGAUGAUGGAAGUGGCGAUUCAGCGAAUUCAUCCGAUCAGGAGGAAAAUGACAAGGGAACUCGUUUGACACUUAUGGAACAGAUUCUUCUUUUAGGGCUUAAAGAUAGAGAGGGUUACACGUCUUUCUGGAACGACUGUAUUUCAUCGGGACUUCGUGGGUGUGUGCUUGUCGAACUUGCUCUUCGUGGACGAAUCCAAUUGGAAGGCGGCGGAAUGCGACGCAAGAAUUUGCUCAAUAGAAAGAUUACUGUGAAGAGCAGUGAGCCCACUGGCGAUGUGAUUCUUGACGAAGCACUAAAACAUAUGAAAGAGACGAAUCCGCCGGAAACGGUGACCAGCUGGAUCGAGUAUCUGUCCGGCGAAACAUGGAAUCCUCUCAAAUUGCGCUAUCAGCUGCGAAACGUAAGAGAGCGUCUGGCGAAAAAUUUGGUGGAGAAGGGCGUGUUGACGACUGAUAAGCAGAACUUCUUGCUCUUUGAGAUUACCACCCAUCCGCUUAGUGAUGGCAAUCAGAAAACUAGAUUGAUAAAGACUGUUCAAGAAGCAGUCCUUGGCAAAUGGACGAAUGACGUGCACCGAUUGGACAAACGAAUGCUGUCACUCAUCAUUUUGGCGCAUGCCAGUGACGUCUUGGAGAAUGCGUUUGCGCCUUUAAACGAUCAAGAUUAUGAGGUUUUGUUUGUUGCCAUGAAACGCGUUCGCUCAUUAUUGGAGCUCGACUAUGAUGCGCAAGCAGAGAAGAAGGGCAAUGAUGUGAUGUGGGCGGUUUUCGAGGCGUUCAGCAAGUAA